AUGGAAAUAUGUUGGAUGGGUCAUAAAAAGCGGGGAUGGACCGAUAUGGGGUGGAAGUGUGAGCACCGCAAGAGUACUGCCGGCAGCGAACGUGAUUCAUGCGCACGACACGUUUUUUAUAUUUUGGUGCAGGGAAAUAAAAAGGUGUACGACGGGCAGACAGACCGAAAAAACGUGCAGAGGAGUGUUUUUGCGAUUUAAAACGCUGUGCACAAGCACCAACGUAUUUAUACGCUGCGAUGACCGCCCACGCUUUUUCUUAUCAUCCCUGCCGAGUAAUCCCUGCCUUCGCCCGCUGCUACCACGUUUUGCCCAGUCCAUGAUCAUGCAAAGCAUGCGUGUGCAUAAAAGUGGCGUGGCCAUGAACGAACACACUUUUUGAAGAAGCGCUGACCAUCGCCACAGCAAUUUUAAAAAAUUUUUGCAAAUUACCCCACCCCACAUGCAGGCACAGUACGCAUUCGUAAAACAGCACCUCCUCAAAGACACGCUCUCAGCACUCGGCAAGUUUGUAUCGCACCGGCGUGCUCAGCGUCGCCUCCAUCCAAGCGAGUGUCUGGUACGCGUAGAUCAUGUGCACUCGAAAGACGAGGCACAGAAGUAUGUUGGCAACGAGGUUGAGCUGUUCAAGAUGUACGUGAAGGACUCUAACAACGUGGUUAAGAGCGUGAAGGGACGGGUUGUUAAGGUGCAUGGGCGUAGAGGAGUGGUAAUUUGCAGGUUUGAUAGGAAUUUGUCGCCCACCGAGAUCAACACGAGGGUGUAUGUCAAGCUGUGUAAGGCGGAGGAGUACGAGUAAGAGAAAUAAACGAUAUUUUAUCAGUUGUUGG
This is a messenger RNA of Vavraia culicis subsp. floridensis, 830 nucleotides long. RefSeq lists its product as uncharacterized. The transcript has a single exon. The record is from RefSeq and is a predicted model, not a curated record. NCBI's taxonomy places the organism in Eukaryota, Fungi, Microsporidia, Pleistophoridae. Gene Ontology annotation, cellular component: cytosolic large ribosomal subunit; ribosome. Gene Ontology annotation, molecular function: structural constituent of ribosome. Gene Ontology annotation, biological process: ribosomal large subunit biogenesis; cytoplasmic translation. Bases 443 to 799 code for a protein of 118 amino acids.